Cucurbita maxima (winter squash) is the source of this 1632-nucleotide messenger RNA. RefSeq names its product N-acetyl-D-glucosamine kinase-like. The record is from RefSeq and is a predicted model, not a curated record. The coding region runs from base 216 to 1280 and encodes 354 amino acids. The transcript has 8 exons. Lineage: Eukaryota; Viridiplantae; Streptophyta; Magnoliopsida; Cucurbitales; Cucurbitaceae.
AUGGAAAGGAAAGGAAUAAAUUCGGCUGUGGAAAUGCGUUUCAUCGAUCGUAAAUCAAUGAAUUGGAAGAUUAUCCAGUGGACAAUUAACAGCAAAUAAUUCGAGUGCUGGAGUGCUGGUUUCGUUUUUGUGGCGGGUUGAGUGGAAUUGAGAGGAGACUGUUAAGGCAAAAGGAUCGAGGUUAUUGCGCCGGAUUCUGAUCAACGAGAUUCCAGAUGACGAAGAAACAUCGGAAUGGCGAAAUCUGGGAAUUCGAGCGAGAAAUGUCCGGCGGAGCAGAAGGAGGAGGAGUUGGAGACGUGAUUCUUGGAAUUGAUGGAGGAACAACCUCCACAAUCUGCGUUUGUGUUCCGUUUCUACCACCUCAGUCUCUUCAGUUUCCUGAUCCUAUUCCUCUUCUUGCUCGAGUGGAAGCCGGCUGCUCCAACCAUAACAGCGUUGGCGAAACUGCUGCAAGGGAAACGUUGGAGCAAGUUAUGGCUGAAGCCCUUUCAAAAUCAUGUUCCAAUCGGUCAGCAGUUCGAGCUGUUUGUUUAUCUCUUUCGGGUGUAAACCAUCCAACGGAUCAGCAAAGGAUUUUGAAUUGGCUCAGGGAUAUAUUUCCUAGCCAUGUCAAACUCUAUGUUCGAAAUGAUGCUUUGGCUGCUCUUGCAAGCGGUACCAUGGGAAGGCUUCGUGGUUGUGUUCUAAUUGCUGGCACUGGGACUAUUGCUUAUGGAUUUACAGAUGACGGAAGAGAAGCUCGAGCAGCUGGUGCAGGACCAAUCUUAGGUGAUUGGGGAAGUGGGUAUGGCAUAUCAGCGCAGGCUUUAACCGCAAUUAUAAGAGCACAUGAUGGUCGUGGUCCUCAAACAAAGCUCACAAAUAGCAUUCUUCAUACUCUUGGUCUUUCUUCUGCUGAUGAACUCAUUGGGUGGACCUACGCAGAUCCAACUUGGGCUCGCAUUGCUGCACUUGUUCCUGUUGUCGUGUCGUGUGCAGAAGCAGGAGAUGAAGUUGCAAACAACAUCUUGCAACAUUCAGUCAAGGAGUUGGCUUUAAGCGUGACUGCUGUUGUUCAAAGACUUAGAUUGUGUGGUUCAGAUGGAAAGGAUUCUUUUCCCCUCGUCAUGGUUGGUGGAGUUCUUAAAGGAAAUAAGGGAUGGGGUAUAGCGCAAGAAGUUGUAAAUUGCAUUUCCAAGGACUACCCUGGGGUAGUUCCCAUCUGGCCUAAGGUGGAGCCUGCCAUUGGGGCCGCAUUGUUAGCCUGGAAUUUCUUGAAAGAUUCCCACAAAGAAUAAGGCUUUAAAAAAGUGACUGACAGUUCUCAUAAGUUGUACAGAAGCAAAGUUGAAAUCGAUGAGUCCGGAACUCUGAAGGGGAAGAAGAAAAAUAAGUCCUGUGAGUGAGGUCUUUCAGUUCUCAACAUUAAUAUAGGCAAUUAACUAACCUUCUGUCAUUUAUCAAUAAUAUUUAUGGGGUGAUUGAAAGAGGAUGUGCUCAAAGUGAUGUCAACAUUAAUGCAUGGUGGUUUUAGUGCAUUUGCUCCAAUGUCUUACUGUCAGCCUGAGAUCAAUUCCUUGGCUUUUGAGCCCCUGAGCUAUUUAAUUUUGUGCUUUGUUCCAAUUAAUCUGUCAUUUCCAAUUUUUUGCA